UUAAUAUCUGAAAAUAUGGUUAAAUAUUUAGCUGUGUUAACUAAUAUCUUACAGCAACCUCCCACACACUCGCCUGUUGAGACAUCUCCUGAAACACCAUCUAAAGAGAAAAUCAAUGUAAGACUACCCAGAGCCCUCAAGCCUCUCCACUAUAUGGUCAAACUUCAACCUUUUAUUAAUGGCAACUUCAGCAUCAUGGGAUACGUGGAGGUGGAGAUGGAGGUUGUUGAGCCGACCUCCAACAUUACUCUUCAUAUUAAUGAUAUAAUCACAAACAACGAAACCAUCAAGUUGACACCUUCUGAUGAUCGGACGGGACCCGGGAUAAGGAUUGUAAGGCAUCUAUGUGACAAAGAACGAGAAUUUUACAUUGCCAAAUUAAACGAGGAGCUAAAGCCUGGGAAGAAAUAUGUUCUUUCCAUGGAGUUCGUUGGUUACCUCAAUGAUGAUCUCGUUGGUUUCUACAGAUCUUCAUACACGGAUGAACAAGGGAAUGAAAAAUGGAUCGCAGUGACUCAGUUCCAACCAACGGACGCCAGAAGAGCCUUUCCAUGUUUUGAUGAACCUGCGUUGAAAGCCACUUACGAAAUUUUCCUGGCCAGGGAAUCUUCAAUGUCUUCCCUUUCAAACAUGCCAAAGUUUGAAACAAUACCAAUCGAGGGUCAAGAUGGGUGGGUGUGGGACCACUUCAACACGAGCGUGCCCAUGUCCACCUACCUGGUCGCCUUCGUCAUCUCCGACUUCAUCUCUUAUUCGCAUGAUGAACUUCUUCCUGACAGAGAAAACGUUAAGGAAGGGCCUCUCUAACUAUCUCAACGGUCUGAAAUAUAAAAGUGCUGAGCAAGACGACUUGUGGCAUUACCUGACAGAAGCUGCUCAUGAAGAUGCCGCACUGCCGUCAGGCAUGACAGUCAAGAAGGUCAUGGACACCUGGACGCUGCAGAUGGGUUACCCUGUCAUCAAGGUUGUGAGGAGCUCAGACGGCACCUCGGCAACCCUCACUCAGGAACGAUUUUUAUUGGUAAAGAACGAGAACUCGUCAGACACCCAUGACUACAAGUGGUGGGUUCCACUAACAUACACGAGUCAAGAUAACACUAAUUUCAACAACACUCAAACACAAGUAUGGAUGAAGGAUUCUGAGGCAAAGAUCACAGUCUCUUUGCCAAGGAAGGACCAGUGGGUCAUCUUCAACGUACAGGAGACAGGUUAUUAUAAAGUGAACUAUGACGACGACAACUGGAACUUGCUCAUUCAGCAACUGAACAACGACCACAAAGUUAUCCAUUUGAUAAACCGUGCUCAGAUCAUCGACGACGCCAUGGACCUCGCACAAGCUGGUACGUCUUUGUUUUAAUGUGAGGUAAUGUGC
Messenger RNA from Cherax quadricarinatus, 1372 nucleotides. The record is from RefSeq and is a predicted model, not a curated record. NCBI's taxonomy places the organism in Eukaryota, Metazoa, Arthropoda, Malacostraca, Decapoda, Parastacidae.